Messenger RNA from Sardina pilchardus (European sardine), 1035 nucleotides. It is a transcript of the gene pvalb7, whose product is annotated as parvalbumin 7. Lineage: Eukaryota; Metazoa; Chordata; Actinopteri; Clupeiformes; Clupeidae. Gene Ontology annotation, molecular function: calcium ion binding. Gene Ontology annotation, cellular component: cytoplasm. The record is from RefSeq and is a predicted model, not a curated record. Bases 207 to 536 code for a protein of 109 amino acids. The transcript has 5 exons.
UCCAGCCAGUCGGCGUUGACUCUCCUGAGCAGGAAGAUCACCUCACCGGCCUUAAGACUCAACUCCAGCUUCCCGCUCCCGCUGAAGUCAAACAUCGCCUGGACACACACACACACGCACGCACACACAGACACACACACACACACACGGCACACGUGGACAGAGAGGAAGAGACGUUUGAGUGAAGGAGACACAGAGGUGCCAAGAUGGCGAUGAAAGACUUUUUGAAAGAGGAUGAUAUCAAGAAGGCUCUUGACGCAUUCAAGGCGGCAGAGUCCUUUGACUACAGGAAGUUCUUUGACAUGGUGGGCCUGAGGGCCAUGUCUGCUGACAACGUCAAGCAGGUCUUCAAGGUGCUGGAUGUGGACGAGAGCGGCUACAUUGAGGAGGAGGAGCUCAAAUUUGUGCUGAAGGGCUUCUCCUCAGAGGGUCGAGACCUGUCCGACGCGGAGACCAAAACAUUCCUGUCAGCUGCCGACAAGGAUGGAGACGGAAAAAUCGGCAUUGAUGAGUUCGAAGCCCUGGUACACGAGUAACAGGCAUAUCCCUGGCCGCCCCACUGGCUACCUCUCCUCUCCCUGUCCUUGACCCCGCGUCUCUGCCCCCACCUGCCCCCUGCCCUCCCCUCUAGGCCUCCUGGUACGGCGCCAGAGCCACCACCAGAGAGCUUCACCAGGGGGCGCCAGAGAGGCAACACCCACCAACACACCUCUCUAUUUAUUCCACCCCCCCCCCCCCUUUUUAUACAAACACUCUGUGCGUGUCGACGUCGUCUUUUAUUUAAAGUACACUAUGAUUUCACUUUUGCUCACCUGAACCUGAGUCUACCUAUCGUAGUCUUCUAACAAACAGUAGUCAUUCUCUGGUCUCCCUCCCCCCCUCGCCGCCAUGACUUGCAUAACUCCUACCCCCACCCCCCUCCCCCUCCCCCUACUGAGCGAUUAAAUAUGCCAAUAAAACAUGAUGAUGACAAUGAGCUCCAGUUAUGAAGAGGGGAAUGAUCCCAAUGAGAAAUAAAACAAUGUCUUGAGUACA